Messenger RNA from Ambispora gerdemannii, 2994 nucleotides. NCBI's taxonomy places the organism in Eukaryota, Fungi, Glomeromycota, Glomeromycetes, Archaeosporales, Ambisporaceae. The record is from the annotation of a GenBank genome assembly.
AUGGCAAAUAUUCCACCACCCACUCAACAACCUGUUUUUCGUCCUCCCCCCUCGCCAAAUUUUCGUCCUUCUCCACCCCCAGUGGGCUAUAGACCUUCAAACUCGCCAGGAAUUCCAAAUCAAAAUUGGACUCCUCGGCCUCAAUCUCCACCACCGGGUGCAAUUCGUCCUCAAACUUUAGGAAUGCGACCACCUGGCGGCAUUCCUGGCGCAAUUCCUGGCGCUCCUCCUCCAGUUGGAGGUCAACCUUAUUUAGCUUCGAAUAGUGCAUUACCGGGAGUUAGACCAUCAGUUUCGCCUCAUUUUAGACCAGGGCCCUUACCACCGCCUUCAACUGGACGUCCAAUUAAUGUAAUGCAACCACAAACAGGAUAUGGAUAUACACCGAAUGCUCAACCACCAAAUUAUAUAACAACUGCAUCACCUCCUCUUCCUGAAAUACCAGUCUCUCCUGCAAAUACUAAUACUUCACCCCAACUUAGCAAUACACGUCCACUACCUAAACGUCAAUAUCCAAAACAACAAAUGGCAGAGACAUAUACGGAUCCUACAAACGUAUAUGAUCAAACGUUUACACCAGCAACACCUGGUAUUGGUCAAGAAAUAUACGGACAACCUCCAACAGCGCAAAGUUCCAUGGGCACUUUGACUAAUCAAUUUAGUAACAUGGCUAUGAAUGGGCUGUCUCAAUCUCAAUCACAUACUGUCCAUUUGAUUGGCUUUCAACCAAAUGUCAGAGAUUUGGAUGCUCCACCUCCACCAAUAAUUUUGCCGCCUAAUUCAUCGGUAACCAGUUCUGAGAACGCCAAUUGUGAUCCUUCAUACAAAAGAUGUACUUUAAAUACCAUCCCCGCAACCUCUGCGCUUCUCAACAAAUCCAGGCUGCCGCUUGCACUUGUUAUAACUCCAUAUAGAAGUGUAAAAGACGGCGACGAGCCUGUUCCAGUUGUCACGGAUACUGUUAUUGCAAGGUGUCGGAGAUGUAGAACUUAUAUUAAUCCAUUUGUUACAUUUGUUGAAAAUGGACAUAAAUGGAGGUGUAAUAUGUGUUUCUUAUUGAAUGAAGUUCCAAAUCAAUUCGACUGGGAUAUACAAUCAAAUGCACCAACUGACCGUUGGAAACGUGCAGAGUUGAAUCAUGCUGUAGUUGAAUUUGUGGCACCAACAGAAUAUAUGGUUCGACCGCCACAACCACCAGUUUAUUUGUUUGUAAUUGAUGUUUCAUUUCCUGCUGUUCAAUCUGGAAUUGUCGCGACAGCAGCACGUACAAUAUUGGAAUCUUUGGAUAGACUGCCGAAUGAGGAUAAUCGCACGAAAAUUGGGUUUAUUACUGUGGACACCUCAUUGCAUUUCUACAGUCUAAGUCCCAAUACAACUGAGCCGCAGAUGCUCGUUGUAUCAGAUCUUGAAGACGUGUUUCUUCCUCAACCUGAUGAUUUAUUGGUAAACUUGUCAGAAGCUCGGACUGUGGUUGAAUCAUUACUCAAUCGUCUUGGGGAUAUGUUUAAGGACACUCAAAUUGUUGGAAAUGCUUUAGGUUCAGCAUUAUCGGCUGGAUUUAAAUUAGUUUCGUCUUGGGGAGGCAAGCUUAUAGUGGUGCAGUCUAGUUUACCAAGUAUAAAUCCUGGAGGCUUAAAAAAUCGCGAAGAUACAAAAGCUCUGGGAACGCAAAAGGAAUCAACACUACUACAAUCUGCCGAUCCUUUCUACAAAAAAUUUGCAGUAGAUUGUUCUCGUUCACAAGUCUGCGUGGAUAUGUUCUUACUUGGCUCUCAAUAUUCGGAUGUAGCAACUCUAAGUUGUUGUCCGCGUUAUACUGGAGGACAAACAUACUUUUACCCGGCGUUUAAUGCUGGUCGAUCGGAAGAUGCUCUUAAAUUUGCGCAUGAAUUUGCUGAAUUUUUAGCAAGUCCUAUUGGAUUAGAAGCUGUAAUGAGAGUCAGAGCUUCUAAAGGUAUACGUAUGACCUCAUUUCACGGAAACUUUUUUGUUCGACAAACGGAUUUGCUCGCUUUGCCAAAUGUAUCGAGGGAUCAUUCGUAUGCUAUCGAGCUUGCAAUCGAAGACAAUUUAACUACACCGACUGUUUGUUUCCAAACUGCUGUCUUACAUACAACUUGCUAUGGCGAGAGGCGAAUUCGAGUUCUUACACUUGCACUACCUGUGACAAAUAGUUUGAGUGAAAUGUUUGCUUCCGCAGAUCAAGUAGCCAUUACCACGUUACUAGCAAAUAAAGCGGUUGAACGAUCUCUAACUUCUAAAUUGGAAGACUCACGAGAAGCUUUAACAAAUAAGAUUAUAGAUAUUUUAGGCGUAUACAAAUCUGCUCUUACACCUGCACAUACCGGCGCCUCGCCUCAAUUGCAAAUAAGCGACAAUCUAAAACUUUUGCCACUUUUAUCUUUAGGGUUAUUGAAGCACGUUGGACUUCGUGCCAGUUCUCAAAUUCCUACUGACUUGCGAGCUUAUGCCAUGUGUUUAUUGACAACAAUGCCAUCACAAUUAUUAAUUACCUACCUACACCCGCGUUUCUAUUCAUUGCAUGAUAUGCCGUUGGAGGUUGGAACACAUGGUCCCGAUGGAAUUAUAAUGCCCGUACCAUUGAAUUUGACCAGUGAGAAAUUAGAACGCCAUGGAAUAUACUUAGUUGAAGAUGGACAAAAUAUCUUUAUAUGGGUAGGGAAAGACGUGUCUCCUCAAUUAUUCAUAGAUUUAUUUAAUGUCAGAACAUACGAAGAAAUUCGCGGAGGAAAGUCGACUUUGCCUCAACUAGAAACCUCUUUUUCACAACGAGUGAACGCUAUUAUUGGUAAAACCCGAGAGUCGCGGCGCGGUGUAUACUAUCCGCACUUAUAUAUAGUAAAGCAAGAUGGCGAUCCUUCGUUAAGAUUAUGGUUCCUCUCUCAUAUUAUAGAAGAUCGUACAGACACCGUCAUGAGUUAUAUCCAAUGGCUAGGUUAUCUAAAGGAUAGGGUUAACGCUGGUGCAUUUUAA